Molecule: messenger RNA, 2226 nt
Organism: Anas platyrhynchos (mallard)
Lineage: Eukaryota; Metazoa; Chordata; Aves; Anseriformes; Anatidae
Gene: CNPPD1
Product: cyclin Pas1/PHO80 domain containing 1
Biological process (GO): regulation of cyclin-dependent protein serine/threonine kinase activity
Cellular component (GO): nucleus; cyclin-dependent protein kinase holoenzyme complex
Molecular function (GO): protein kinase binding; cyclin-dependent protein serine/threonine kinase regulator activity
Source: RefSeq, a predicted model, not a curated record
GCGGCGCCGCUGAGGCGUUUGCGCAGGCGCAGUGAGGGGGGGGCGGAAGGGGAAGGGAGGAGGAGGAGGAGGAGGAAGGUGGCGGAGCCGGGAUGGAGCUGGGCGGGCUGCUGCUGGAUGAGGAGGGCGCCUUCUCGCUCAGCGGCUUCCAGGAGUUCACGUUCCUGCCCCGGCACCAGCAGCUGAGCGAGAGGGUGCGCAAGCGGCUCUACUAUGGCUGGGAGAAGGACUGCAGCCUGGACAACCUCUCCAGCCCCGUGGCGGAUAUCGCGGUGGAGCUGCUGCAGAAAGUGGCUCCCAGCCCUAUCCGCAGGCUCCAGAAGAAAUACGUGUCCCACGUGUCUCGGGAAGCUUGCAUCUCGCCCUGCUCCAUGAUGCUGGCCCUGGUUUAUAUCGAGAGACUCCGGCACCGGAACCCCGAAUACCUCCAGCAGAUCUCGUCUUCAGACCUCUUCCUGAUCUCCAUGAUGGUUGCCAGCAAGUACCUGUACGACGAGGGGGAGGAGGAGGAGGUGUUCAACGAUGAGUGGGGAGCAGCGGGGAAGGUGGACGUCCAGACCAUGAACACGCUGGAGAUGAACUUCCUGAGCGCUAUCGACUGGAGCCUCUACACAGACCCCCGGGAGCUGUUUGAAGUGCUGAGCUGGCUGGAAGGACGCGUGGCGGAGAAGCAGGGCACGUGGCGCGGCUGGUUCACCUACACGGAUCUCUGCGUCCUCAUGGAGCAGUCGGCAUGGCAGCAAGCCUUGGGCCAAUUCUACCAGCAAGUGCUGAAGCUGGCCUGCCUGCUGGGCGUGCUGUACCUCACCGGCUUCGCCUCCCUCUUCGCCUCCGUCGCCAUCGUGCACCGUGCUGUCUGCACCAGGAGCUCCAGCCCCGCAGCCCUCCGCCCCGCGCCGUUCCCCGUGGGGGCUGGCUGCCAGCUGGGCGCUCGGCCGGCCCCAAACCCCGAACGGGAGCAGCCCCAGCUGCCCGCCGACGUCCCCCCGGGUGGCGGUGGCAGCAGCAGCCGCUGCCUGGGGGACAACGAGACGGCCGAGGAGCAGCGGCGCCGCGGCGGUGUCACGGCCACCGCUCUCUACCUGUGGGGCAGUGUGAUGACGGCUCUGUCUUACCCCAAAGCCCCCGACCUCACCCCACAGCAGAGCCCUCCGCACGCCCCUCUUCGGAAAGUGCCCAAUGCCUGCGAGAGAUCCAACCGGACCGCCCCCGCUGCUGCCCCCCGCCAGCACGACCCCUUCGGACUCAACGCGCUGCCAGCCCCUUCGGCCCUACACUGCUGCGCCUGCUCGGCCCCCGCGGGCCCUGCGUGGGCCAAAUCCCCCAACCGUGAGGACUGGCUGGACCCCCUGGGGCUGAGGCAGUGCUCCUUGCACACAGCCCUGGAUCUCGGCAGAAUCAAGAGCUUUAUUUUCCCCAGCUAGGAGCGCGGGGCGGCCCCGUUCCCCUCCCCUCCUAGCGUGGCACAACUCUCACUUUCUUGCACUUCUGGGAUCCCCGAUCCCCGGGGGCUGCGCGGGGCUCGCUCUCCCUGCGUUAAUUCCAAACCAGCAAUUUGUGUGUCCCCCCCCUCCCGUCCAGGGCAGGGGGCGUCCUUCACUUGGGGUGCUGCAGAGCUUUGGGGUUGUUGGGAUGGGAUGGAGCAGAGUUGGGGUGCUGGAGGGUAGGAGCGGGGUGCCCUGGAGCUGGGAUGUGGUUAUAGGGGCGCCGGACCUCUUCCUAUAGCAGGGGGGCGGCCCUCGGUGGUGGCACGGGGCAGAGGUUGGUGUGUGGCAUGUAGGAUGCUGGGGCUGCGUGUGUGGGGUGGAGGGGUCGGGGUGGGGACCCCGGUGAGGGCUCUGGGAGGAGGUGAGGGGAGAGGAGGCAGGAAGAAGGGGAGCUGAGCAGCCCUAUAGCUGCUUGGGGCUGCCGGGCAAAUUCUCAGGGGUCACAGCGAGAGGCAGCCCCCAAAAAGCUGAGCCCCAGGUUUAGGAUGUGCCCCGCUGGGCUCGGAGCUGUGGGGCUGGGCUUUGUCCUGUCCCAGGGGCCGCUUGGAAAGCGGGGUGUGCCGUGACCCCAUCCCAAAUCCCAGCUGGCUGCGAGCAGCAGUGCCUGACCGCUCCUCGGGGCGGGGAGACGGCGCCUGCUCACUGAGCAGCCCCUUCUUUUUACUGGGGGUUUUACACCUGUUUUUCACUCUUUUUGUAGGUGCGAAUCUCUUCCAAUAAAAGUAGUUCUUGCUGUGCA